Molecule: messenger RNA, 198 nt
Organism: Rhodofomes roseus
Lineage: Eukaryota; Fungi; Basidiomycota; Agaricomycetes; Polyporales; Fomitopsidaceae
Exons: 3
Coding region: 1-198 (65 amino acids)
Source: RefSeq, a predicted model, not a curated record
AUGAUGAGCCUUCUUGCCCACCGUACACCCUCAUUGCUCCUUUUCGGCGGCAUUCAAACCGCUAUGUGGACCUGGGUGUGGAGUCAACAGGAGACGUCAAAGCUGAUCUCUGGUCCCCUCCCCUCCGCUAUCCCGAAGGGCCAUAUUGGACAGGCUCGCUUCCAGCGCCAUGCUCACGGGACCUAUGCGUACGCAUAG